AAGACAUGCCCAGUUUGUCGCAGAGUAUUUGUUAGAGAUUUAAAACGUCACAUCAGAAUCCACGAUGAUAAACCCAGAUUCAAAUGUGUUUUUCAUAGAAAGGAUAAAACAAAUGGUUUGAAAAUGUGUUUACAUUCAACUGGCAGAUUCAAUCGUCCUUACGAUCACAAAAAACACUUGUUGAAUAAUCAUUUCACGUUUGAGGACCCUCAUGGCAAAAAAGAAGCCAACUUGGGCCCAAAGCUUGAUUGCAGAGGUUCUUGUAACUACUGUGGAAAGCAUAUGACUGGUCAAGAGUUCAUUGAGCAUGUUGACCAUCAAAAUAACCAAAAAAACUUAUGUCCAUAUCUUACAAAGUUACUAUCAAAAGACUAG
Molecule: messenger RNA, 375 nt
Organism: Ascoidea rubescens DSM 1968
Lineage: Eukaryota; Fungi; Ascomycota; Saccharomycetes; Ascoideales; Ascoideaceae
Exons: 1
Source: RefSeq, a predicted model, not a curated record